Molecule: messenger RNA, 2861 nt
Organism: Nerophis ophidion (straightnose pipefish)
Lineage: Eukaryota; Metazoa; Chordata; Actinopteri; Syngnathiformes; Syngnathidae
Gene: cab39
Product: calcium binding protein 39
Exons: 9
Coding region: 289-1314 (341 amino acids)
Biological process (GO): intracellular signal transduction
Molecular function (GO): protein serine/threonine kinase activator activity
Source: RefSeq, a predicted model, not a curated record
GACAGACGGCCAGAGGAGGCGCUAAGCAGCAGCAUUUACGGUGACAGUCGGAGCCCCUGCGCCGCUAAUGUUACCAGUCAGUCGGACACACGGAGAGACAGGCAGCUACACAAAUAUCCACAGUCCGAACAACAGGAGUCGACCGAACAGUGAAACAAAGCCGUUUUGUUCCGAGAGGAAGGCCUGCGUUGCCUUUUACCGUCGUGACGAAUUGGGGGAAACGAGUGGAAACGCCGUUCACGAGAGGUGGACAGCGCACUGCUUAAGGACCCGUGGUAACUCACCGUCAUGCCGUUCCCUUUUGGCAAGUCCCACAAGUCGCCCACAGACAUUGUCAAGAACCUCAAGGACAACAUGACGGUGCUUGAAAAGCACGACAUCUCUGAUAAAAAGGCUGAGAAGGCCACAGAAGAAGUAUCAAAGAGCCUGGUAGCCAUGAAGGAAAUCCUUUAUGGAACGAACGAGAAAGAGCCCCAGACUGAAGCAGUGGCCCAGCUAGCCCAGGAGCUCUACAACAGUGGCUUGCUUAGCACACUGAUUGCAGACUUGCAGCUCAUCGACUUUGAGGGCAAGAAAGAUGUAGCUCAGAUCUUCAACAACAUCCUGAGGCGUCAGAUUGGCACUCGGACACCAACGGUGGAGUAUCUCUGCACCCAGCAGAAUAUACUCUUCAUGUUACUUAAAGGGUAUGAGUCUCCGGAGAUCGCCCUCAACUGUGGGAUAAUGUUGAGGGAGUGCAUCCGACAUGAACCUUUGGCAAAAAUCACACUGUCGUCAGAGCAGUUUUACGACUUCUUCAGAUAUGUGGAAAUGUCUACGUUUGACAUUGCCUCAGACGCAUUCGCCACUUUCAAAGACCUCCUCACAAGACACAAGCUACUGAGUGCAGAGUUUCUGGAGCAACAUUACGAAAAAUUCUUUAGUGAAUAUGAGAAGUUGCUCCACUCUGAAAACUAUGUGACAAAAAGGCAGUCUCUAAAGUUACUGGGCGAGUUGCUCCUUGACCGGCACAAUUUCACCAUCAUGACAAAGUACAUCAGCAAGCCAGAAAAUCUCAAGCUCAUGAUGAAUUUGCUACGUGACAAGAGCCGCAACAUCCAGUUUGAGGCUUUUCAUGUUUUUAAGGUGUUUGUGGCCAACCCCAACAAGACGCAGCCCAUCCUCGAUAUCCUACUGAAGAAUCAGAGCAAACUCAUCGAGUUCCUCAGCAAGUUCCAGAACGACAGAACAGAGGACGAACAGUUCAACGAUGAAAAGACUUACCUGGUCAAACAGAUUAGGGACCUCAAGAGGCCCGCCACCCAGGAGGCUUGACGGGUGGCGUCCGAGCGAGGAGGGCGGAGCCAACCAUUUCUUGACAGCCUAAUGGCCUAACGCCUGCUUAACAGACCUAUCAGUUGCUGCUCUUCUGGUUUCUGAGCAAAGAAUUCAGGAAAAAAACAAAACAAAGAAAAUCCCUGUACCAUUUCAAGUUGUCGGGGGGUUGCCAGAACAUCUGUGAUUUUCUUUCGUUUUAGUGCGUUUGUUGAAAAGAAAACAAUAGAUGCUGCUGCUUUCAUGCACCUUCGACUACGUACGGUCCAUUGAUACCACACUAGUCCAUCCUAAAUAAAGCCACUUAUAAGGCCGGCUCACAGGAAGUAAACAUAUCAACGCACAUAAGAACGUGCUCGCAACCCUUGGAUGAUUUCAGAACGGUACGAGCGGCACGGGCAUGUUUUGCUGCAUGCCUGGGAAAAAGGGCGACUGACUGGCGUCCGCACGUGAUAGCAGCGCCGCCGCGUUCAGCAACCAGACUGUGAAAUGCACGAUGCAUCAAUGCCUUGAUCCAAAACAGCAGCGACGGCUCAUUGUGCUGACGUGUGGAGUGGGGGGUUGAAGGGGACUCUCAGAUGCCAUGACACAGCACUUUUGACCUGCUUUGCUCCACUCAUGACUCAGCACUGAAGAUUCACGAAGGGCAGGAUGCAACUAAUGAAAAUCCCCAAGUCCUCCCUUUAUUCUUUUCCAAGGCUGGGAGAGCAUGUACAUAUGCCUUUUUUUGCUGCUUUGUAGCUUGUUUAACAUAGGAUUGUAUUAUAUGUAUCGACUUUAAACAUCACAUUUCUGGUUCAUGGUAAUCAAAUUACUUUCUAAACCACAAGAGAUUAGAACAUGUUUUUACAUUUCAUUUUAUUGCUUGGUUUCGUGUACAUAAAUUAGAGUGGCAGCUCACAGUUAUCUUUAGGAUAUGAAUACAAAGUGGUGUUAUCAGUAAGGGAUGUCUUUAUGUGAGAAGAGGAAGGUUGGGAUUGGCAGCAGGUUCAUUCAAUCAAAGCCAACAAUGCGUUUCCCCCUUUCAUUAUUGCUUCAUAUUUCCUUGUUUCCUUGGGAAGGGUUGUCAUGGUAAACGCAGGAGCAGUGCGCCUCAUUUCAUUCUUACGUUGGGAGUCUUGAUGGUUUCCAAAUUCCAGUACAAUUACGAGUGUCAAGCAGACUACUUUGGGGUGUGAUGGUAUAUUCUUACAUGCUACUUUGGGGCGUGAUGGUAUAUUCUUACAUGAACGGAAUUGCAGUGAGUUUGACGGUCCAUGUAAGGGCGAUUAUUUAUGUAUUCGAACGGGUAAUAUAGACCAGUCUCACGUAGUCCCACAGCUCCUCCGUGCAUGUCCCUACACUGGCUGCUGUGCAUGAUGCUGUACUAACGACGUUGUACUGGAAUUGUUCAUUUUAACAACAUCCAAACGUCGCCGUCGACUCUUCGCAGCUUGUACGCAGCUCUUGACACCAGUUUCGGUGUAAAACGUUUCGGUGCUUUCGGGAAGAAGUGUCAAAAGGCCUGAGCCCUAUGAGUCAAAUAAAAAAAAAAGGUUUGAAAAUAA